Catharus ustulatus (Swainson's thrush) is the source of this 3333-nucleotide messenger RNA. RefSeq names its product major facilitator superfamily domain containing 6 like (gene MFSD6L). NCBI's taxonomy places the organism in Eukaryota, Metazoa, Chordata, Aves, Passeriformes, Turdidae. The coding region runs from base 1 to 1992 and encodes 663 amino acids. The record is from RefSeq and is a predicted model, not a curated record. The transcript has a single exon. Gene Ontology annotation, cellular component: membrane.
AUGAGCGAGCGCUGGGACGUGGGCCGGGCCCUGGCGCUGGCCGCGCUGUUCCGCCUGCUACAGGGCGCGGCCCGGGGCUGCGCCGAGCCCUUCCUGCCGCUCUACCUGCGGCUGCUCGGGCUGUCCGCGCCGCUCGUGGGGGCCGCGGCCGGGGCCCGGCAGCUGGCGGCGCUCGCCGUGCUCCUGUGCUGCCCCCGGGGCCGCGCCGGGCGGCUGCUGCUGGCAGGGUCAGUGCUGGGCUCGGCCGGAGCCAGCCUGGCGCUAACCCUCAUCCCGCCCGCGGGGGGCACGGGGCGCACGGGCUGCGACAGCAGCCUGCAGCUCGGCCUGCCCGGCUCCCUGCCCUCCGCGCUCCCUUCCACUCUGCUCGUGCCGCUGCCCACCGCAGUGCCCAGCCCAAGGACCAUCCCGGUGUCCAGCCUCGGCAGGAGCAGUUACGGAGCAUUAAACUCGAGCUCUCUGACGCACACGAGAGCCGUGCCAAGGGGAACAAGGACAACAGCUGCUGACGUGUUGGCAGCGAGCAGGAAGCCCUCUAUGGGCAGGUCAGCCUCCCGGGGGUUCUUGGGCACGACAGGUGCGCCUCAGGAACGCGGCAGAGGGGUUGGGGAAGGUGAUCCAGAAGGAAAAGGCUCCUUGGAUGGUCGCUCUGGCUGGACAGUGAAAGGCAUUAAUCAGCAGACACCCGACCCAGAAAGGCCGACAUCCUACGGACCUCCCUUCCGUGGGCUCCAGGAGGAAACUCCAGGCUCUGCUGCAACCGAUUUAGCUGAUAAUGCUGAGGAAAGCCUAAAUACUACUGAGAGUAAUGAGCCAGCUUUGCUUAAAACAGCUCUUCCCGCUGUUGGAGAUGCCCACAUGUCCGAAAACCUUCCUGGCUCUCGCGAUGUCAACUUCGAGGCAAUGCAGAGCAUCUCCCAGGACAGAGAGUACCAGGUUUUUCUCAUGGUGCUGGGCGCUGUGGUGCUUUGGGAGCUGUUGGCCGCUUCCCUGGAAUGGACCAUGGAUGAAAGUGUCUAUGAGUACCUGGACUUUGUGGACGCCACGGACAAGUACAGGCGGCUGUGGCUGUGGGGCUCCGCGGGUGCGGCCGCCGGAGCGUGCGGCGUGUCCGUGCUGGUGAAUCAGCUGGAUUGCUCCCUCGGCGGCUCCAUUCCCCGCCUCGCCGUGCACUUCUACGGCUACUCUGUCCUGGUGGUGCUCUCCCUGAUGGUCAGCGUCUUCUUUCCCGGCCACGUUCCCAGGAAAAGCGCCCAUGCUCCCGGGCUGGCCAAAGCGCUGUCCCUGCUGCGGGGGGACGGCCGGGCGCUGCUGUUGGCGGGCACCGUGUUCCUCGUGGGUGCUGCCAGCUCUGCCGGGCACAACUUCCUCCUGUGGCAGCUGCAGGACCAGGGCAGCAGCGAGCUCCUUAUGGGGCUCUGGGUGGCUGGGAGCCCGCUGGCAGAGCUGGCCCUUCACCCGCUCCGGGGGCAGCUGCUGCGGGCGCUGCCGGGCUGCAGGCUGGAGCUGCUGAGCCUGGCCGUGCUGGCAGCGCAGCUCCUGAGCUAUUCCCUGCUGCAAGCUCCAUGGGCAGCACUCCCCGUGCAGGCGCUGGCCGGCCUCAGCAGCGGGGCGCUGCGGUGGCGGCUGCAGGGGACAGUGGGGGACAUCGCCACGCCGGGCACGGAACGCGCCCUGCACGCCCUGCUCGGGGGGCUGUGCGCGGGAGGAGCCGGCCUGGGCAGCUUUGGGGGAGGGUUUGUGGUGCAGCGCUUCGGGCUGGCAGUGCUGUUCCAGGCCAGCUGCGUGGGGCUCGGGCUCUGGAUCCUCUUCAUCGUAAUUGUCCAAUCCAGAUUGCCCCGGCAGAGAAAAAUUAAUUAUUCUCGGCUCCUGGCUGCUGAUUCCAGUGAAAUGAGUGACUCCGAGGAGGAGAAUGAGAAGGACUGGCUGGUAAAGGCUAUGAAGGAUGAGAGCUUUAACAGGAAUUGGAUACAGCAGCAUGGGAUCAAGUAAUCUGUACCUAACUAUGUGGGGUGGAAAGGGAACCUGGUAUGAUAAUAUCCAGAAAUCACCGGCAAUUCUGAAGUGCUAAAUAUAUACAGGCUGUAUCUGACAGGAGAGAUUUUUAUUAAAAAAAAACCAAAACAAAACAAAAAAACCCCCUAUAAAUCUUAUUUUCUUACUUCAUAGCAUUCUACCUUUUUUGUAAUAUUUCCUUUUUAACUUGAUGAUUUUGCUUCCAAAAUCCCAAAAGAAUAUUUCAGGUGUAUAUUGGUUAAAUUAAUGUAGCUGAAUUUUUAGUCAAAAACCAAACUUGGAUUGUUGCUGCCAGAGCUGCUGCUGAGGCUGUGAGUGACAGUUGUGUCCCGGGCUGUGACACAACCAAAUGGAAAUUAUUGACAUGCUGACAGCACACAGAAUUCUUCCAAGGUGGCUGUGAACUCUUUGCACUUUAUAAGGGAUGCAAAUAAAAGCUGGUUCAUUUGUAAAAGAAGGUUUUGCCAUAGACUCUCUGCCGUGUCGUUUGUGUGAUUUUAGUGAGCUCCUGCUUGGAAUCUGCUGGGGAAACCCUCCCGGUGUGCUCAGAGCCAGCGGCUGGCCCGGCCCACCUGGGCACUUCCUGGUGGUGAUUUAAGGUGUCACGGCAUUCCAGGUGACAGGAAGCAGCCGGGCCUCCCGACUGCUGUCACUUCUGUGGGCUGGGAAUUUCCGGAGGACGGGAUGGGAUAUCCGUCCAGCCUGGUACUGCUGGAAAGCCGAUCCUGCCUGGGUCACUUGGAUCCUGAGCAGAACUGCUCCCAGGCAGGGACAGCCACAGCCCCAGAAAGAGAAAGGGAGGUUUGUGUCUGUCCCUCACUAACCAGGAGACCCCCAAAGCAACACCUGGGCACAGGUGCACAAGCAGACAGCUGCACUCGGUCCAUGCCAGAGGAUCUCCUGCACACUGAGUUAUCCCACUUUAUUCCCAGCUGAAAGUCACUGGUUUCCAGCCUUCCUCUUUUAACCUCCUGGGUUAAACCUCCUUACCUGCCCUGCCUUCACCUCCAAGGCACAGAUUUCAGCCCCUCUCCAGGAGGUAAGUUUUAUCAAUGAAAAAUCGUUGUUCUGAUGUCAUCAGGAGAUCUUAAAUGGGUUUUAAAUGAGCCUUGGAGUCCCUUCAACCACCAGCAAAGGCUGGUGUCAGUUGAUCAGGUGCUCCUUGGUCAGGGAAUCGCAUCAUUCCUGUGCAGAGGGAUGGUUUUUAGUAGCAUCUGCCUAAGACGCUCACAAGCCCCGAGCCAGGCAGCUGCAAAAAGCAGAAUAUUUAUGGAAAUGCGUAUUUAAUAUGGCAUAUGCAAAUGGCCUGGCAGUGUG